Molecule: messenger RNA, 2533 nt
Organism: Camelina sativa (false flax)
Lineage: Eukaryota; Viridiplantae; Streptophyta; Magnoliopsida; Brassicales; Brassicaceae
Source: RefSeq, a predicted model, not a curated record
UAGAGAAGUUGCAGAGUUAGGGUAUAAAUUUUCUUCCUUUGAAUCACAUAUUUAUAACCCAGCCAGGCGUUUCAGAAGCCAAGUCUCUUCUUUAACUCUUGUCGAAACUGUGGCGUUGUUGAGUCUCUCCUGAUGAAUCGACUUCAAAGGCUUCUCCUUUCUGAUCCAACUACACCUCCUUUGUGCCGUUUCAGGAAUUCUAUUGUGCUCUGAUGCUCUGAAGGUUAGGCUUUUCUAUUUGCUUUUGCGUUCUAAACCAAUUGCAUUCGUCAAAAAUUGGAUUUUUGAGUUUGGGUAAUAGAAGCCAAUAUAUAAAGAGCGAAGCUUUAGGUGUUCACUUUGAUUAGGUUUGCUAAUCAGAAACUGAUAUGGCUAUGAUACGGGAUUUAUUUGGAAUUCUGGGUACCAAGCAUGUUCCAUUGUUAAUCCGAAGAUUCUCACUUUGCUCUACGAAGAAAGACCCUGAUCUCGAAUCUGCUCUCUCUCGUAACAAGAGAUGGAUAGUUAACAGCAGGCUCAAGAACAUUAUCUUAAGGUGUCCCAACCAAGUUGCAUCGAUUAAGUUUCUACAGAAGAAGUUUAAGACUCUUGAUCUGCAGGGGAAAGCCCUGAACUGGCUUAAGAAGUACCCUUGUUGUUUCCAUGUUUAUCUCGAGGACGAUGAGUAUUACUGUCGUUUAACUAAACCUAUGAUGACGCUUGUGGAAGAAGAAGAGGUUGUCAAGGAUAGCCAAGAGCCUGUGCUGGCCGAUAGGCUUGCAAAGCUGCUUAUGAUGAGUGUUAAUCAGCGUCUCAAUGUGGUGAAGCUUAAUGAGUUUAAGCGGAGCUUUGGAUUCUCUGAUGAUUAUGUUAUUAGGAUACUACCAAAGUACUCGGAUGUGUUUCGGAUAGUGAAUUAUAGUGGUAGGAAGAGUUCAAUGGAGAUCGAGCUUUUGUUGUGGAAGCCUGAGUUGGCUGUUUCUGCAGUGGAAGCAGCAGCAAACAAAUGUGGCUCUGAGCCUAGUUUCUCUUGCUCUUUACCUUCCACUUGGACCAAACCUUGGGAGAGGUUCAUGGAGUUUAAUGCCUCUCCUUACAUAUCUCCGUAUGAGGAUCAUGGGGAUCUUGUCGAAGGUUCAAAGGAGAGUGAGAAGAGAAGUGUUGGUUUGGUGCACGAGUUACUCUCCUUGACGCUGUGGAAGAAGCUGUCAAUUGUAAAGCUGAGUCAUUUCAAGAGGGAAUUUGGGUUGCCGGAGAGGCUAAAUUCUAUGCUUCUGAAACAUCCAGGCAUAUUCUACGUCGCCAACAAGUAUCAGGUUCACACUGUGCUUCUUAGAGAAGGAUACAAUGGCUCGGAAUUGAUUCACAAGGACCCGCUCGUUGUUGUGAAGGAUAAAUUUGGGGAACUGAUGCAGCAGGGCUUGUAUGAGUAUAAUCACAGGAGGUAUUUGGCUAAUCAAGAGAAGAAGAGAGAGAAAGGUAUUGAAUCUUUGAAGUCUGUGGUGCGUAAGAAGGACAGGAUUGACGAUGGAGAUGAUGACAAUGAACAAGAAAACCAUGGCGAGCGACCAGGUGGUCUGUUUGAUACAGAAGAGAGAAAAAGGUUCUACCAGAUUCUCUUCAGUGACAACCAAUAAGAGCAUUCUGGUAAAGUUGAAACAUUAUUUGCUGAGGAUUACCACAUCUCAAUAACUCUUGGGAGGGACAGCUUGUUUUUGCAUUUGAUGUUAGAGCAUGUUGUUAUAUCCUUAGCUUACAGCAAAAACACCAUGUCUCAAAGAUUGCAGACUAUAUAGAUAAAGUUUUCCCUAAACAUCACUUCUAGAAGGUCACACCUGCGGCCUAGUUGUUGUUCCCCAGGGAUGCAAGAUCUAAAUGGAAACUGUGAUUUCAGUCUUGGGGCAGCUGAAAUGCUUUCAUUUAGUUUUGAGUGGGAAACAAGAGUUUAGAGUUCGUUGAUUCAAUGUUAUAUCUCUAAGAACAGCGUCUUAACGUGUGUUGAUAGUUGAUAACCUCGUGAACGUGGUCCAGAAAUUCAGUGAAGACAUUUGUUCGCACUUGGAAUCUUCCCGGAAUGUGUUGUUGGUUUCACAUUUAACAGUAUAAUAGUACAGAUGUAUGUGGACAAGUGGUAAAGAGGGAUUGUUCAUCUGAUAAAUUCUGCUAGAAGUGAUAACAGGAGACUGCUUGUAGGUCCAAGAGAUGGCUUGGAUUUGUGUACAAUCCGAUAAAAGGAAGAUGGUUUAUGUCACAGAUAAUAUCAGCUUCAACUUCAUCGCUUAUGGAACGAAAAGGACAUCUUGGAGACAUAUAAUCAUUCAUUUUAGUUGUGUUUCUUUGCAUUUAUGCGUUUGGAUAACAUGUUUUAUGCUUGAAAAGCUUAUAGAGUUAUAGGUUUUCUGGAAGUAAGUUUAGGAUACAUGACAGUAGUUAAAUUCGCAAUAAGUGAGAAUGAUUAGAGGAUACAUUUCAGAUGUCUCUUCUGCAUGCAUUUUGCUUCUGGAUUGUACCUUUAUAAUUAUAUCAUCUGCAAUAAGAAGAUUCAUUUCAAGUU